Messenger RNA from Paecilomyces variotii, 1022 nucleotides. Its product is annotated as OPA3 domain protein. Gene Ontology annotation, cellular component: mitochondrion. The transcript is spliced from 2 exons. Bases 118 to 969 code for a protein of 283 amino acids. Lineage: Eukaryota; Fungi; Ascomycota; Eurotiomycetes; Eurotiales; Thermoascaceae. The record is from RefSeq and is a predicted model, not a curated record. Gene Ontology annotation, biological process: regulation of lipid metabolic process.
CCGUAUGGAGCUUUUCCUGAUCUAACCUCCUUUGGCUCCUUUUUGCCUGAGGCUAAUUUAUUCUUUCUCCCCGCUCUAUCUUACGCCGUGACGUGGACCGCUGCCUAGACCGUCAAGAUGUCUCUUACAUUGAAGCUCAGUUCUCUCUUUAUUCGCACGCUUUCGAAACCCAUUGCCAACCGCCUCAAAGCACAGGCCCGUGAACAUGAACGCUUCCGACGAAUGUGCGUCUCCUUGGCGCAAGCUCUCCAUCGGUUUGAUAUGCGUCUACGCUUAGGCGCUAUUCGGGACACUACGGCAGCGGAGAGGAAAGCCGCGAAAGACGCAGCAGACGCUGCGGUAAAGAAACUCCAGCCCACAGCUCCUACGGUGAAGACGGAAGCAGAGGCUAAAGCGGAAGAAGCGGCCGCGGCGAAAGCAAAAGAGGCAGCGUUAGAAGCAGAAAAACAACCGCCAAAACCUCGAAUUCGGCCAUUGUCGGAAUCUAAAGCUAUCGACUCGGGUGCGAAUUUCAUCAGUGAAACUUUCCUUUUCCUUGUGGCGGGUGGCACAAUCGUGUUCGAGACAUGGAGAUCCAGACGGAAGGAAAGUACCCGGAGAGAGGACGUGGAGAGUCGUCUCAGCGACCUUGAGGAGUCCGAAAAGGCCGCCCGGAAAGCUCUGGUAGCAUUGGAGCGGGAGAUUCUCGAAUUGAAGGGAAAGAACGGAACUGCCGCAAAGGACCACAAGCGAAUCCUGCCUCGCGAGGUAUGGGAAGUUGAAGAGAAGGAGGAGAAAGAGGAAGCACAGAAUCAGAGCUGGCUGUCCUAUGUCACAUCAUUCUUCUCGUUUGGUCAAGGUCAGCCGUCUGGCCCCGAAUCGGCUGACCAGGCAAGUGAGACGUCAAAAUCCGUGGUUGACAAGCUCUCGCCGCACUCCCCAGUCCCAGUUGCUGCUCAUAAGUCUCUGGAACAGCCUAAGAGCUCCUGAGCCACAAUUGCGCGCUACUGUGUGUUUGCACGACCACCUUGUUUUUUGGAUAU